AUGUUUAGGGUCAUUUUUGUGUGGAUUAUGUGGCUAAUGUGCGACACCAAUUUGUGUCUGGGUUUUGUGUACAAGCGAUUUAAACGCUCAGGGGCAGACGCCACCUACACGGAAAGAGCAGACCUGCAUUCUUCAUCUCAAUAUGUGCCAACAUCUAGUUCAUGCAAAAACAGGUGUUUUGAGCUGGUCAAGAGGGAACCGCCGAGCUGUUGCUGUGACAAUUUAUGUAAGGCCUACAAUAGCUGUUGCUCUGACUUUGACCGUCUCUGCCUCAGGACAGAUGGUGGUUAUGAAUGCAGUAAAGAUCGCUGUGGGGAGGUUCGAAAUGAAAACCAUUCCUGCCACUGCUCAAAUGACUGUCUAGCCCGAGGUGAUUGCUGCACCAACUACAGGACACGCUGUAAAGGAGACAGUUCAUGGCUCCAGGAUGAAUGUGACGAUAUGAAGACCGGUGAAUGCCCUCCAGGAUUUGUUCGCUCACCUCUCAUAAUUCUCUCAGUGGAUGGUUUCAGAGCUUCUUACAUGAAGAGAGGGAAAACUGUCAUACCUAACAUUGAGAAGCUGAGAACAUGUGGAACCCAUGCACCUUUUAUGCGACCUAUGUACCCUUCGAAAACCUUCCCCAACCUCUACUCACUGGCAACGGGUCUCUAUCCUGAGUCCCACGGUAUCAUUGGUAACUCAAUGUAUGACCCUGUCUUCGAUGCUACUUUCACCCUGAGAAACCAAGAGAAACUGAAUCACCGUUGGUGGGGUGGUCAACCAAUUUGGAUCACAGCUCUCAAACAAGGAGUGAAGGCAGCCUCCUUCUUCUGGCCUGCCACGAUCCCACUUGAACGGCGGAUACUGACCAUGUUGCAGUGGCUCCACCUGCCUGAACCAGAAAGACCCUAUGUUUACGCAAUGCACUUUGAGCAGCCAGACAUAUAUGGACAUAAAAUGGGACCCAUGAGCAUUGAAUUGAAUAAUCCUCUGAGGUUGAUCGAUAGGAUCGUAGGUCAACUAAUGAAUGGGCUGAAGCAGAUGAAACUGCACCGAUGUGUCAACAUCAUCAUAGUCGGAGAUCACGGUAUGGAAGAGGCCCAUUGUGAUCAAACGGAGUUCCUUAGUAAUUACCUGACAAAUGUCGAUGACAUCAUAUUAAUUCCAGGAUCCCUAGGCAGAAUACGCUCUAGAUUUCUCAACAACCCAAAAUAUAACCCCAGGGCAAUUGUUGCAAAUCUAACUUGCAAGAAAUCAGACCAGCAUUUUAGGCCCUAUUUAAAGCAGAAUCUUCCAAAGAGACUGCACUACGCCAAUAACCGACGGAUUGAAGAUGUACAUCUACUGGUGGACAGGAAGUGGCACAUUGCAAGGAAAUUACCUGACGUUAAGAGGCUUUGUGGCUUCUUUGGUGACCAUGGAUAUGAUAAUAAAAUUAACAGUAUGCAGACGAUUUUCUUGGGGCAUGGACCUUCCUUUAAAUUCAAGACUAAAGUUCAAGUUUUCGAGAACAUCGAGCUUUAUAAUGUUAUGUGUGAUAUUCUAGGUAUAACACCAGCACCCAAUAAUGGAACACAUGGCAGUCUUAACCACCUACUGAGAAACCCUGUCUACAAACCCACAAUGCCUGAAGAAGUUUCAAAGCCAACUGCUCCAGAUCAUUUUCAAAAAGGGAUCGAAGACAUUGGGUGCAGUUGCAAUUAUAAGUUUCGAGUAAAAAGACGGGACCAAGGUUUGAAAGUGACCAUUGCACAGGGCUAUAAUAUCGAGUCACUCUGGCUCUGUUUUUUACAGAACCAAGUGGAGGAGUUAAACCUGCGACUGAGGCAAGCCAUUCAUGACAGUAGGAAUAUGCCAUUUGGACGACCUGCAGUACAGUACUAUACAAGGUAUUCUGUUCUACACCACACUGACUACAUCAGUGGCUACAACGAGGAUCUUGCAAUGCCAUUUUGGACAUCGUACAGUGUUAGCCGACAGGUAGAGGUGUCUGCUUUGCCAGAGGUCCUGAUCAACUGUGUUCGUCCAGAUGCCAGAGUUCUAUCAGUCUUCACCCAGUCGUGUACUAACUACAAGACAGAAAAAUAUAUCACUUAUGCCUUCCUAUACCCACCGCAAUUAUCGACAGGCAUCGACAGAAAAUAUGAAGCUCUGUUCAUAACCAACACUGUUCCUAUGUAUCCUGCAUUCAAGAAAAUAUGGACUUAUUUUCAGAAAGUCCUUUUGAAGAAAUACUCAUCUGAAAGAAACGGUCUGAAUGUUCUCACAGGACCAAUAUUUGAUCAUGACUUCGAUGGAGUGAAGGACCCUACUGACAAGAUUAAGGAGUAUGCACGUGGUAGAGUGCCCAUUCCAACUCACUUUUUUGUGGUUCUAACCAGCUGCUUGGACUUCAGACAGGCUGCAGAUUCAUGUGGUGGCCCCCUCAGCUCUGCUGCCUUCAUCUUGCCUCAUCAACCUAACAAUGACGAGACUUGCAAUAGCUCAGAUGAGGAGUCUAAUUGGGUGGAGGACCUGAUGAAGACACACACAGCUCGGGUCAGAGAUGUAGAAAUCCUGACAGGUCUGGACUUUUAUCGCAGAACCAUGCGGAGUUAUGCUGAAAUCCUGUCAUUGAAAACUUUUAUGCACACUUAUGAGAGUGAGAUCUAA
This is a messenger RNA of Nerophis lumbriciformis (worm pipefish), 2634 nucleotides long. Lineage: Eukaryota; Metazoa; Chordata; Actinopteri; Syngnathiformes; Syngnathidae. The record is from RefSeq and is a predicted model, not a curated record.